AGUUUAAACUCCAUGUCCCAGAGGGCCUGGAGUAUAAAGUGAGGCUGAGCGAACAUGGCGACAUCAGAGAGCGAAGCAUGGACUGCAGCGGAACGCUCAGUGCGCGAGCGUGUGCCUCCCCUUCUUACAGACCUGUACCAGUUUACCAUGGCUUAUGCUUACUGGCGAGCAGGAAGACACAACGAGCCUGCCGUGUUUGAAUUGUUUUUCCGGAACAACCCGUUCGCUGGUGGCUUCUCACUAUUUGCUGGGCUGAAUGACUGCUUACUGUUCUUAAAGAGUUACCACCUUAGUGACCAAGAUGUGGAGUAUCUACGCUCAGUACUGCCUUCUGACACUGACCCUGCUUUCUUCUCAUACCUGCGGGGGCUGGACUGCUCCUCUGUCUCCAUUCGCUCGGUACCUGAAGGCACUGUGGUCUUUGCUAUGGUCCCUGUACUGGAGGUAUCUGGCCCUCUGGCUGUGGUGCAACUGCUAGAGACCACCCUGCUUUGCCUGGUCAAUUAUGCCAGUCUGGUGUGCAGCAACGCAGCUAGGUUUCGUUUGGCAGCUGGUCCCAGGCGCAGGUUGGUGGAGAUGGGUCUGAGGAGAGCACAGGGUCCUGAUGGAGGACUCACUGCCUCCCGUUACACACACAUCGGUGGUUUUGAUAUGACCAGUAAUGUACUGGCUGGCCGUCUGUUUGGCAUUCCUGUGGCCGGCACUAUGGCCCAUUCUUACGUCACUUCCUUUUCCUCUCUCGAGGAAGUUUGGCCUCAGACUCUGGUGCCUUUGGGAGGUCGUGACCCUGUUGACCUUAUUUCGUUGGUGAAGGGUUGGCUGGGGAAUGUGUGCCAGUUACUAGGGGCGGAGUCAGGCCGGGUCAGAGAGGGCGAACUUGCAGCUUUCUUGUCCUAUGCUGUUGCUUACCCAAACAACUUUUUGCCUGUGAUUGACAGCUACAACGUGAGCUGUAGUGGCUUGCUGUGUUUUUGUGCUGUUGCCCUUGCUCUGUGUGAGCUAGGGUACCAGCCAGUGGGCGUGAGACUAGACAGUGGAGACCUCUGCAGACAGUCAGUGGAAGUGCGGCAUGUUUUCCAGAAGUGCAGCAACCAUUUCUCUGUUCCUGGAUUCCAGUCUCUGAUCAUUGUUGGCUCAAACAGCAUGUCUGAACAAAGUCUAGCUGAACUAAGCAAAAAGGAUAACGAGAUUGACGUGGUGGGAGUUGGAACUCAUCUUGUCACGUGCACACGUCAGCCCUCUCUAGGCUGUGUGUACAAGUUGGUCGAGGUCAGAGGUCGGCCGAGGAUGAAACUGAGCGAGGAUCCAGACAAGAGCACACUGCCUGGUCGAAAGGCUGUGUACAGGCUGCUUGACUCAGACGGACAUCCCUUCCUGGAUCUGAUUUCUCUGGCUGACGAACCUGCCCCUGAGGCGGGGGUGUCAUUACAGUGUCACUCCCUAGAGCAGGCCCAGAUAGAACUAUCAGUCACACCUGCCCAGGUCACCACUCUGAGAAUGGAGGUUUUUUCUUGUGGGCAGCUCACGCUCCCUCUGAGUGGCGUACCUCAAAGCCGUGCCUAUGCCCAGAUGUCCCUGCAAUCCCUGCCUGCUUGCCACAAGAGACUACAGGGACCAGAGGCAUACACAGUGGCUCUAUCCAAGAGACUCCAUUCUCUUAUCUCCGAUAUCACACGAGGAAACAGCAAAGGCAGUAACUUUAUGCUGCCAAACUGAGUCAGUUGGAUGCAAUCAUCAGUGUCUGUUCGAACUAACAAAGACUCAGUAACAACCCAAAGACGCCAAACCAUUUUCAGAUUCUGAUUGUAACUGGAUAGGCUCAUGUGGAACAUGCCUGUGUAUGCCCAUCAUGUAUAACUGACUGUCUUAGUGUUCUUAAAUAUUUACCCAUUGAUCUCUGAAAAUAUGUUGAUUUUAACAUACAAACAAGGUCCUUUUGCUAUUAUAAUGGGAACUUUCUGUUGACUUCCAUUCACCUGUAACUAAAGAUGAAUAUGCAUAACGCCAGCCAUAUCAGAUAAUAUUUAAGAGCUCUUUGUUUUUAUAGGCAUAUCUUUCUUUAAACUUAUUUCCUCAAAAGAUUAGCUUUUUCAGCCAUUCAUUAACUGGUGGGGACACAUGGUAGACAUGAGCGCUGUAAAACUUAAUACACACUUAUUUGAUAUUUAUCAACAGUUCUUAUAAGAAUUUUUCUAAUGGACAUAGACACCCAGUGAACAGCAGUGGGAAUUCAAUGACUGUUAUUAAAAUUCCGUUGUGGUGAAAACAUCCUCAUGCUUUAAGUAUGAUGAAACGGUCUUCAGAGAAGAAUUCUGAAUCACCUGGAGGAGGAGGAGGGUUUCUUUUCUUUUUCUCCUUUUUUUUCUCUUCCUCAGUAGGUAGAAUUUCUCCUUGUGCCAUUGGAUUGAAUAAGGGGUGGAUUUGAUUUCCGUAUAGUUCGGCUGAUUUCUGAACUGAGUUUGCUGCAGACUUGGAUGGUAGAUGUAUACCAAGUGAUGUUGCUUGAUCAAAAGCACAAUCUUUCGAAACCCGUGGAACCUUCCUCAGUGCUUUCUGGUUUGCUGACCUCAUUGCACACUGUGUCAUGCUUGUAUCCUUGUUCUAACUUGUAGGGAUUUGUUUAUGUUCUGUUGA
Chanos chanos (milkfish) is the source of this 2634-nucleotide messenger RNA. RefSeq names its product nicotinate phosphoribosyltransferase (gene naprt). The transcript has 13 exons. Bases 55 to 1716 code for a protein of 553 amino acids. The record is from RefSeq and is a predicted model, not a curated record. Gene Ontology annotation, biological process: NAD+ biosynthetic process via the salvage pathway. Gene Ontology annotation, cellular component: cytosol. Lineage: Eukaryota; Metazoa; Chordata; Actinopteri; Gonorynchiformes; Chanidae. Gene Ontology annotation, molecular function: nicotinate phosphoribosyltransferase activity.